Molecule: messenger RNA, 1533 nt
Organism: Ascochyta rabiei
Lineage: Eukaryota; Fungi; Ascomycota; Dothideomycetes; Pleosporales; Didymellaceae
Exons: 2
Coding region: 1-1533 (510 amino acids)
Molecular function (GO): zinc ion binding
Source: RefSeq, a predicted model, not a curated record
AUGUCGUCGCCGUCGCCCAUCCCGCCGCCCAACGACCGGCGCAACUCGCGGGCCUCCAGCCACGGCGGCUUGCCCAACGAAGCAGACGCGCUGUCCGAGCCGUCCGAACUGCGUGUGGUCGGUGGCCCUCCCAGCGCCCCCUCGCCCCUGGCCCUCCGCGCAUCCCACUCACCCUCGUCGAAGCGUCGAAAGAGCACCUGCCUCAAGCUGCCCCCGGACAUGGCCGCCCUCGAGUACCCGGCCGCGCCCGACAGCAACCUCGUGUGUCUGAUCUGCCACGCCCCCUUCGACCGCCCCGUCCAGCUGCCCUGCGAGCACUACUUCUGCCGCGACUGCCUCGACCACGCCUGGGCCCCGCAGCCCUCGGCCCGCAAGACGUGUCCCACUUGCCGCCGCCACGUCGACGCCGAGCACGCGCUUCGCCCCGUCCCCAGGAUCAUCGAGACCAUGCUGGACGAGCUGCUCGUCAAGUGCCCCAACACCAGGUCCGGCUGCACCUGGCUCGACCACCGCGUCAAUGUCCACGACCACGUCAUGCUGUACUGCGAGCACACGCCCGUCGAGUGUCCGGCCGCCGACUGCCGCCUGCACACCACCCAGAAGGACUUCCACAAGGGCUGUCUGCACUACACCGUCACCUGCGACGACUGCCACACCUCGCUGAUGAGGAGAGAUCUCGAGGAACACCAGCGGGCGCUGUGCCCCAACCGCACCACUUCAUGCGCCCUUUGUGCCGCCAUCCUGCUGCGACUGGACCUCAAGUCCCACAUCAACAACGCGUGUCCGAAACAUGUCGUUUCCUGCCAGGGUACCAUUGUUGGCUGCAAGUUCCGAUCUGAGCGCGCCGACGUGAUACAGCACGAGCUGGCAUGCGCCAUGGCCACCAUGGCCCCGCACUUUCGGGACCAGCAAGCUCGCAUCGAGAGGAAUGAAGCGCGCAUGGAGCCGUUGGCGAGAAAGGUGGGCAUCCUCGAGGACGGCCUCACAAACAUUACCAACAUGCUGUAUCCGUCCAACGCAAACGACGCCUCGUUCCCUGUGGCCGAUCACUUGGAUCCCAACGAUGCCGCAGCCGACUUCCGCCUCCCGCAAGGUUCAAUCUCACACGCCGGCCACAGCAACGACAACGGCACAAACGAACCACCCUUCGACUCGCAGAUCCAUCAUCUCCUCACGCUGCACGACAACCUGCGCGACGAAGUGUCUCGCAUCGCCAACACGCUCACAGAAGUCGAAGGCCGCACCACCAUGAUGGUCAUCAAUGAGAGCCAGCGCAACAAGGACGAGAUGCUGCACACCAACGCCGCCAUCAACAGCAUGCGCAUGCAGCUGCAUUGGCUCAUGAGUGCAACCAUACAUCAGCGAACCACUUCCACGUCGACUUCGACUUCCAGACCCUCUGCAAGCACAAACGCGGGUGCGACCAGUCGCAGCACGACGCAAGGGCCUAGUGCCCGGCCAGGGCCAAGUGGAACGUUACCUGCGCCCUACCGGAGACUGAGUGACUCAACCCGACAGGACACAAAGCUGUGA